AUGACCGCGGGCCCGCCCGCUCAGCACGGCCACGCCGACGGAGACAAGAUCCCCAUGGCCAACGCCGUGCCCGAAAGCGGCCUCGAAGUCGUCCCCGAAUCGUCGCCCUACUUUCAAAAAUCAGCCUCUCUCUCCCCGUACGGCGGAGCGCCCAACUCGGCCGGCCAGGGGAAGGAAGAGAGAAAAUUCUGCGGACUGCGACGGACGACGUUUAUCCUCUUCGUGCUGCUGGUGCUGGUAACCGUCAUCGCGGCGAUUGGUGGGGGCGUGGGUGGCUCGCUUGCGGUGAAGAACGCCUAUGACCGAGGACGUGUAGAUGCUGCCGCUCAGCUUGACGGCGACUCAUCCGCCGACCCGGUCACGUCAGGCGAGGGUUUCCUCGACCUCCCGCCAACCAUCGGCCGCGUUCCCGUCGAUUGCCCGAACCUCGACGCCACCACGCACAAGGUCACGCCCCAAUCCAAGACGUACACGUUCAAGACGACGUGCGGGGGCGACUCGGACCCCGGCGAGGGCGACCUGAACAUUCUUGCCUUCUUGUCGUACCGCCUCUCCGACUGCCUGCGCGCGUGCGCUUCGUUCAACGAGCGAGGGAAUGCGCCCAACACCACGUGCCGCGGGGUGCAUUUCCACGCGAAUCUGCAAUACGUCGACGACAAGGGUGGCAACUGCUGGUUGAAGAAAUCGGUGGGUAGGGUGACGAGGGAUACGGGUAGCAGCAAGAACGCUCACGUCUUUGCGGAGUUGGUAUGUAUCGGAUUCGAGGCAAUCAAGCAUCUCGUCACGCAAACUAAGCAGCCCUACAAGGUCUUGCUCGGAGCUCGCAAUGCCGAAGCUGCCAAGAGUGCUUACGACGCUGUCGAUUUCGACAAGACAAAGCAUAGCAUCUCCGUCUUGCCUUUAGAGCUGAGCGACCUCAAGAGCGUCAAGACUUUUGCGGCCCAGGCCUUGGAGGCCCUCGGGGGCGAGUCUUUGGACUACUUGCUCCUCAACGCGGCCCUGGGCCCGGGAGGCGAGAGCUCGAAGCCGACAGGUUCGAAGUGGCGCGAGAUUCAAGUUGUGAACGCCAUCUCCCAGCAUUAUCUAACCCACCUCCUCGAGGAUAAACUCGUCUCCUCCAAGUCCCGGAUCGUUUUCGUGUCUUCGGGAGGCAUUCGAGGGGUCACAGAUCCGAGAGGGGAGAAUGUUGUUCGGGCUCUGUUCCGCGACGACCUACCCGAAGACCCGGAUCAGAUCUUCUUGACGAGUUGGGGCGAGUGGUGGUCAAAGGAUGUGUUUGCGCUUUCGCUCGACAAGGACCUGCAGGAUAAGUGGUCGCCAAGUAAGGAGCAAAUCGAACAAGAGGAAGGAGUGGCGUAA
Parascedosporium putredinis is the source of this 1359-nucleotide messenger RNA. The record is from the annotation of a GenBank genome assembly. Lineage: Eukaryota; Fungi; Ascomycota; Sordariomycetes; Microascales; Microascaceae.